Molecule: messenger RNA, 857 nt
Organism: Myodes glareolus (Bank vole)
Lineage: Eukaryota; Metazoa; Chordata; Mammalia; Rodentia; Cricetidae
Source: RefSeq, a predicted model, not a curated record
AUUGUUGUGAUAGCAUCAUUUGCUGUACUGAAAUAAAACUGAUUAUUAUUGAUUUUUGUUUUCAUUUUGACAGCUACCGACACCGUAGAACAGAGCAAGAGGAGGAUGAAGAACUCUUAACAGAAAGCUCUAAAGCAACUAAUGUGUGUACUCGAUUUGAAGAUUCUCCAUCAUAUGUAAAAUGGGGUAAACUGAGAGAUUAUCAGGUCCGAGGAUUGAAUUGGCUCAUCUCUCUGUAUGAAAAUGGCAUCAAUGGUAUCCUUGCAGAUGAAAUGGGUUUGGGAAAGACACUUCAAACAAUUUCUCUCCUUGGGUACAUGAAACACUAUAGAAACAUUCCUGGUCCUCACAUGGUUUUGGUUCCCAAGUCUACAUUGCACAACUGGAUGAGUGAAUUCAAGAGAUGGGUGCCAACACUUAGAUCUGUUUGCUUGAUAGGAGAUAAAGAGCAACGAACUGCAUUUGUCAGGGAUGUUUUAUUACCAGGAGAGUGCGAUGUGUGUGUCACAUCUUAUGAAAUGCUCAUUAAAGAGAAGUCUGUGUUCAAAAAGUUUAACUGGAGAUACUUAGUUAUAGAUGAAGCUCACAGGCUAAAAAAUGAAAAAUCUAAGUUGUCAGAAAUAGUGAGGGAAUUCAAGACUACAAAUUCAAGACUGUUGCUAACUGGGAUGCCCCUUCAGAACAACUUGCACGAGCUCUGGUCACUUCUGAAUUUUCUCUUACCGGAUGUGUUUAAUUCAGCUGAUGACUUUGAUUCCUGGUUUGAUACAAAUAAUUGCCUUGGGGAUCAAAAGCUUGUUGAGAGGCUUCAUAUGGUAUGUAUGGUUAGAGCAUAUUUUUAACUGGUGAAAAAUAUG